Molecule: messenger RNA, 1380 nt
Organism: Nymphaea colorata (pocket water lily)
Lineage: Eukaryota; Viridiplantae; Streptophyta; Magnoliopsida; Nymphaeales; Nymphaeaceae
Product: GATA transcription factor 26-like
Exons: 4
Coding region: 250-1152 (300 amino acids)
Biological process (GO): regulation of DNA-templated transcription
Molecular function (GO): sequence-specific DNA binding; zinc ion binding
Source: RefSeq, a predicted model, not a curated record
UUAAGUAUGGCUUUUGAACACGACAAGGACUCGAAUAAUGAUGGCCACCUUGCUUUUAGGUGAACAAAGAGGGGAAAGAGCGGAAAAGUUGGCUCGACAAUCCUUUGAACUUCCUGACCCACUUUCAUUUUUGGCUCUUUUCUCCCUCUAUCCUAUUCAACACGUUCUACAAAUAGAGGCGUUGUAUUUUGGUGCAAUAAUUAGUGGGCAGGCUUCCUGCGUUGUGAGAAGCACUUCCAUAGGAUCGUCAUGGGCAAACAAGGUCCUUGCUGCCAUUGUGGGGUUGCAAGCACUCCAUUGUGGAGGAAUGGACCACCGAACAAGCCAGUGCUAUGUAAUGCAUGUGGAUCAAGGUGGAGGACAAAGGGCACCCUGGUUAACUAUGCUCCAUUGCAUGCUCGUGGAAAUUCAGCCACUGAACUUGAAAACAGAGGCAACCAUGAAGGAGUUAGGCCAUUAAACAGUACCAAGUUGAGACUUCUGCAUGCCGCUAAAGCCAAAUUAGAAGCUUCACUUGUAGGUAACCAUAUCAGAGAUAAGCCAAAAGCCACACCAGCAAUCCACGAGAAAGACACACCUGAAGGAAGUAUCGAGGAAGACACAGGAAACAGGUCUAGCUCUAUGUCUGGAAUAUCAUAUUCUGAGAGUUCUACCCAGUUUGACAGAACAGAUGGAAAUGAAAUUGCAGAUUCUGUACAAUCACAUGCCUGGGACACCCAAAUUCCGUCUAGAAAGAGAACAUCCCUUAAACGUCCAACUCCAACUUCAGUAGAAAAGCUCCAGAAAGAGCUCUCUGACAUUCUUCACGAGCAAGAAUCAUCAUAUCUCUCUGAAUUGUCAGAAGUUCUGGUUUUCGGUUCUGAAACUCCAUUUGGUUCUGUUGAGAUUGGUCUUGGCAGCAUGCUCAUCAAGCCCCCACUUUCAACAGCGGCAGCAGAGGAAUCAGAAGGAUGCUCAUUUCCAUCUGAAAACAAACAUUUUAUAAAAAACAGACAAUACAGAGAGGUAUCUUUGCCUCUUUUACAAUCUGGAAGCUAUAAAAGCAGUUCAAGUAAUGUGUCAAAUGAUCGGGUGGCAGAGGCGAUGGAAAUGAGGAAGCAGUCGGGGGAAAAUUAUCCUAAAAGAAUAGCUCUUGUAAGUAAAGUUUUGUAAGCUGUUCUUGUGAGCUUGAUUUUCCAACACAUGUAUAUGUCUUCUUAUUUAGAAUUGAUAUAUUUUCCUGUGGGAAACUUUUUGUGUAGCGAACCACUCUGUUCCUGAUUUGUCCAGGUCUCUACAUGGCAUACGGCUGUUUUAGCACAUGUUUGCUUUCCCUACAUGUACAGGAUCUGCGUUGUAGUCUGCCUGUUAAUCGAUGUCUCUCAGGUGAUCUUUAGAAUA